Messenger RNA from Cladophialophora psammophila CBS 110553, 1602 nucleotides. RefSeq lists its product as uncharacterized. Lineage: Eukaryota; Fungi; Ascomycota; Eurotiomycetes; Chaetothyriales; Herpotrichiellaceae. The coding region runs from base 1 to 1602 and encodes 533 amino acids. The transcript has 2 exons. The record is from RefSeq and is a predicted model, not a curated record.
AUGUCCACCCUACCGGAAGAACGAGUUCUAAAACCCCUCGACCCCGUCCCCGAUGAUGUCAAUGACUGGCCGGAUUUUGCAUUGCGAGAGGCAAAAAUCUUUUACCAAGGGAAGGGCCGAUAUGCAGACCUGCUGCAGGCCUCGGAAGAGACACCACUGUGUGUGGUAGGAGAAUUGAUGCCUUUGGACGACGACCAGGAACAUCUUGCCUUGAUAGAGGAACCGCUCUAUGCACGAAUAAAGAUCGACCACGUUACGAAUUACAGCUUUGGUCAAGACGACAAUGGGAAGCCUGUCAUCUGGGCUGCAGGGAAGGCAGGCUGGUACGAGAUUUCACCCUCGGAUCGCUAUCUGAGUUACUAUAACGACACAUUGGAGGCUAUUGAUUUAUUCUAUUUCAUGGUCGAUCAGCACCAGAAGCUUGUACAGAAACGUCAGCGGGUUGGGUUCUUGAUCGACCCAUUUCUCACCGCAUACCAGAAGCACACGGGUUAUAGAAUAAACGAUGACGACGAGGCCAUGGAGACGAUCCAUAAACAUCACCGCUUUCUUCUGAAGCAGAUGGUAGAAGAGCGAGAGGGGAUCGAUUGGUCCCAGACAUACCUCUGGAAACAUUUAGCUGAGACGUACGCCGACGAACUGGAGGAUUUGAAGGCGGCUUUGGCAAGAGUCACUCAGACUAGUCUGCCAGAGGCGUCCGAUUCAGAGGAGGAAGAGGAAGAAGAAGAAGAAGAAGAAGAAGAAGAAGAAGAUGAUGAUGAUGAUGAUGAUGAUGAUGAUGAUGAUGAUAAAGACGCAGAUGAAGGGCCGCACCAGGAAAGAGAGGGCACGUCAGAAGGAUCUGAGGGAGACGAAUCGGAGGCUAAUUCCGAGGUUGCCUCUAGCAGUGCGACCGAAACCAAGCCGGAGCCCAUCGACUGGACCAAACCUAUAUGGGAUAUGCUGAAUAUCCUUCGAAAGUCAGCCAACUUCAACAUGAGACACUGUGGAAUUGAUGAAGCCGCCACGGAGCUACAAAAAUUGCCUUCGUUCGAGGGAUCGCAUGAAGAUGCAGUGGCUGCCUUUGAGCGCUCAGCAGAACCCUUACUCAAGCUAAUGAACGAAGCAAAACUCCGGAAGAAAUUCAAUUGGUCUACUCGGAGAAUAUACGAUGAGUUGGAAGCCACACUCGCCGAUGUGGUAGCAGAUGAGACCAUGAAGACACCUCGCAAACCCGGCGAAGAAAAACCUCAGCGGCACCGAAUGAAGUCUGUGCUUCGUCCUAGUGGGGCUAGCAAAUCACACAAGCGUGCAAGAGGUGUUGUGGAUGAUGAGGACGAAGAUAUGAGUGAUGUCCCCGUUUCAGCACCGGUAGCUCGACGGCAAGCUGGUCCUUUGCCGCCCAGUAGGAUGAGGGAAGCUAUGGUAGAUUCAGGGUGCAGUCGCGACGAUAGUCCCAGUCGACAACUCAAUGGCCAUCCGGAUCCUGACGCGUUGCCGGAGCUCCCGCCUGGACCAGAAGCGCAAGAAAUGCUCGAUUUGGUUGCUCAGGAGGCGAAGCGAGUUGGUCGGCAACAUCAGACGGGUCAUCUGAAAGAAUUUCUGGGCCAGUGGGUUGUUUGA